Anopheles stephensi (Asian malaria mosquito) is the source of this 8511-nucleotide messenger RNA. RefSeq names its product E3 ubiquitin-protein ligase TRIM9 (gene Trim9). Gene Ontology annotation, molecular function: zinc ion binding; protein binding. NCBI's taxonomy places the organism in Eukaryota, Metazoa, Arthropoda, Insecta, Diptera, Culicidae. The transcript is spliced from 10 exons. Bases 2000 to 4204 code for a protein of 734 amino acids. The record is from RefSeq and is a predicted model, not a curated record.
GCAAAACUUGUUUGUAUUUCUCAUUUUUUUGCUGUUUACACAUGUUUGUCUAUUUUUUCAGAUAUUGUUCGGCUGACUUUUUCAACUUGUUUAUGUUCGGUUUACUUUGGUAAAGUUUUGUUCUGUUUUUAUUAAAAAAAAAUCUUCGAAAUAAUGGCGUAUUUUAUUUUAAAUGUUUUUUUUUUCAUUUUCUGUUCCUUUCGUAAAAUUUCUCAUAACUUCAGCACAGGAGUAACAAACAGCCCUUCCCUUCAUAGCAGCAACGAGUGUAUAACCGGCCAAUCGGCCUCGCUUUACCAUCGAUGUGCACCCUGACUCAAAGAGAACGGUACGGAUUCGGCUCGUAAUGCCCUUUCACGCAAGGCAGCGCGCUGGGAGAGACCAAACUUCGGCUGUUCGACGCGAGAGCGCACAGCAUGGAGGGUUGCGUACGACCGAGCCAUGCACAGCGCUAGCAGAAGUAAGAAGAAGCUCGUUGAAGCAAGUCGCACGUAUCGUGCUGGUGGCUGGAACCGCGUACACCGUGUAUUUUGAUCUGGGGGAAAAUCUCUCGCAUCCAUUCGAUUCGCGGCGGGCGGUUGGUGUAAAAGGCGCGCGCGUGCGCUUGGAUUUUCUUUGCUGGCCGUUUGUGGGCGCUUUCCGGCAGGCAGACCGGACGGAUGCAAACGGGGUGUGGAAGUUUGUUAGCGUAGGAAAGAUUGGGUGCAUCCUGGAAGUGGCACUGCACCUGCCGGGAUUUUUCUCAGCAAAAUUUUCCCUUCCCCGACGAUAAUUGUGGGAGUGAAGGAGAAAAAGUUGACCGUUGUGUCGUAUACCGCUUGAAACGCAGUGUAGCAGCGGAGUGGUGUUUAUGGCUGAUUGUUUGAUAAAGUAAGAUAAAAAUGGUUUUACGAGCAUAAGAAAAGUGUGCAGGAAAAAAAAAAGAUUUUGUGAAUUGUGCGUGUGUGUAGUUUGUGUGUGCUUGUGAAGUAUUCAAAAUAACCGAUAAUUUAAAGGUGAUUUCCUGUCUAUCCGGAUUAAAAAUUUUGUCAAUCAGAUUGUAGAAAAGUCCUUAUCUUCUACAAGAUACUUCAUCACAGUAAAACAAAUAAACAUAUCGAUGAGGAUAAUUUGCCCAUGCUUGAUUGUUGUGUGCUGAUGAAGACAAGCCAAAAAGAAUUCAAACAAAUAACGGGUUGAUUAAAGCGCGCAGCUACUUCGCAACGUACCGCAGCAACCGAGCUGGAAAAUCAUCAACCGCAAGGAUAUACACACCAAACCACCAUCCCUCUUUGCGUCGUCAAUCGAAGGAACCGGGCGCAAGCUUUCGAAGCGAUGGUAAUGUCAAUUUUCCGUCACUUUCCAUCACGGAAAGGUUCGCCGUGAAGGGGCAGGUGUGCUGCAGCACAAGAAAAGGUGUAUGUGAUUCGUGCUAAUACGAGAUGUAUUAGUAUUUGCGUGAGUGGUGUGUGGUGCUGUGUACUGGUGUGCUUGUGUUUUUGUGCGUUAUGUUUGUGGUUGGCGCUGUGGGUUUUGGGGCUGGUGGCGUAUCAUGAUUUGCAUAUAAAUUGAUCAGUGCGGUGUGUAUACAUCCUAAAACCGGGCCGGUUUGUUUGCCUAGAGUCUUGUAAGGUGGUUUGUGCAGGUGUUUGUGCCAAGUGUGCCUACAGGGCAGUAGUAGUAGCAGAGCAGAGCAUCCUGAUUAUCUCGGCCAGGUGUUGUUGCCGUUGGUGGUGUGUAUGCGUGUGUGUGUGUGUAUUUAUUUGAAAAUUGUUGUCCUUUUAAAUGCUCGCCUGUCAGGUGGUUUGAAACGUAAAGUGAGUGUUUUUGGUGCGGGCAUCAACCAGGACCGCAGUUCCGGGCGUUGCGGUUUAUUUUGGGAUCUCGCGUGAAUGGUUAAGCACCUUCGCAGGCUGCUGCUACUCCGUGUGCUAGUUUUCCGUGGACUCCGGGGAGGACUCCGGAACAUCAUCGCGAAGCUCGCCCAACGUGCCCGCCGAGGCAACCGUCGUCCGUAGGCAUGGAGGAGGAACUACGCUGUCCGGUGUGCAAGCAGCUUUACGCCAGCCCGGUACUGCUGCCCUGCUAUCACGCGCUCUGUCUUGCCUGCGCCCUGGACAUUCAGACUGCAUCCUCAUCCUCCGCAUCCUCGUCCUCGUCCACCGCCUCAUCGUCGUCUUCGGCCGGGUCGUCGGGUGCCGGUACCGGACACCCACCCUGCCAUCCUGCCAUUGCGGCCGCUCACCUACACCAACAGCAUUCACAACAUUCAUCCUCGUCCGCGGCGAGUACCGGCAGUUCGAGUGCUACCGAAAGCGUAUCCUCCGAUCAGGAUCAGGCGGACAAGGUGAGCAUCCUGAGUGAAGCCGAUUCGGGUGUUAUCUGCUGCACAUCCCGGCCAGGAUCGUACGCCGGCACACCGAACCUACAGGGACUGUUGUUCCCUCCGGCCGGUUCCGGUGGGUCGGUCUAUUCGCUCGCUUGUCCGGUGUGCCGGAAGUUGGUGUUCUUUGACGAGUUGGGAGCACGCAAUCUCCCGCUGUACCGGGCGAUGGAGUCUAUCGUGGAUCGGUUCUGUGAGCGGGAAGCGCUACGGUGUCAGAUGUGCGAAACCGAACCGCCGAAAGUGGCGACCGUCAUCUGUGAGCAGUGCGAGAUCCGGUACUGUGAUGCGUGUCGCGAGCUGUGCCACCCGGCACGCGGACCGCUGGCGAAGCACAGUCUUACGAAGCCACGCGGUGCUUGCCAGCUGCGGGAAUCGAUUUGCGGUGAGCACACGGAACCGCUGACCAUGUACUGUAUGGGGUGUAAGCUGCCCAUCUGCAAUCAGUGCAUCGGCGACAACCGGCACCAGUCACACGAUCUGCAGUCCAUUACGGCAAUGUGCAAAGCCCAGAAGACUGAACUAUCACACAACCUGCAGCAGCUCUCCGAAAAGGCGCGCUCCACAACCGAAUUCAUCCAAAGACUGAAGGGAAUGAGCGAUAAAGUGACGGAUUCGUGCAUCGAGUUCGAGCGAUUGGUUACGGUACAGUGUGAGGCGCUGAUAGCGGCCAUUAACGCCCGAAGGGACGUCCUGCUCGAUGUAAUACGAAGCGAUAAGGAAGCCAAAAUACGCACGCUAAAGGAUCAACAGGCGAGCUGUACGGGGAAGCUUCAGCAAACUACGGGCCUCAUACAGUUUUGCAUCGAAGCGCUGAAGGAAACGGAUAGUGCGGCAUUUUUACAGGUGGGCUCCAUGUUAAUUAACCGCGUCGCCAACACGGACAUGACUUGGCACCAGGAGGUCACGAAUGCGGCCCCACGCGUAUCGCCAAUUAUCGAUCUCACGCUCGACGACUCGUCGGUGAUUCGCGCCAUCGAUAACCUCAACUUCAUUCAGAUGAAGCCCGCCAAGGAGGGCGAGGAACGGCUACCGGCAGUGCCGCUAGCACCCGUCAUCAUCCCGGAGGACUGUUCGGCGGAGAAUAACUCGGUAACUGUUGCGUGGCAGGCGCCAAGCCAUUCGUUCGUACAGGGAUACGUGCUCGAGCUGGACGAUGGCAACGGUGGCGAGUUUCGGGAGGUCUACUGUGGCAAGGAAACAAUCUGCACCGUCGACGGACUGCACUUCAACUCGAUGUACAACGCACGUGUUAAAGCCUUCAACAACACCGGCGAGGGUGAAUAUUCCGAGCUUAUUGGAUUACAGACGGCAGAAGUUGCCUGGUUCACGUUCGAUUCGGUCCUUAGCGGCGGUCCCUGCUCGGGGUUGAAUUUCUCCAACGAAAACCAAACCGUAUCGGCCGACGGCUGGGAGCAUCGGGUUGCGCUCGGUUCGGUCGGGUUUUCCCGGGGCGUACACUACUGGGAGUUUACCAUCGACAAGUACACCGCCGACACCGAUCCAGCGUUUGGCGUGGCGAGGCUAGAUGUGGCCCGCGAUAAGAUGCUUGGCAAAGACGACAAGGGUUUCGCGAUGUACAUCGAUAGGCAGAGGUCCUGGUUCCAGCACAACAGCGUGCACGAGCGGCGCGUCGAGGGCGGCAUCUCGUCCGGCAGCACGGUCGGUGUGUUGCUCGACCUCGAACGGCACACGCUACACUUCAUCGUCAACGAGAUGCCGCAGGGUUCGGUGGCGUUCCGUGAUCUGUACGGUGUGUUCUACCCGGCCGUAAGCGUCAACCGUGGCGUGACACUGACCCUGCACACUGGGCUGGAUGCACCGCGCAUGGACUAUCACUGAGCAAUCGGUUGCUGCGACUCCUGAACCCCGGUCCGCAAGCAAUCGGUUCGAUCGAUGCAGUUCACACGUUCGCUUCUUCCGUCCACUAACAUGGGAAGGUAAGAAGGCUAACGUUUGACCGAAGUGUGUAGAAAGUAACGCUUUAAGGAAGUCGGUUUUAGAAACAGUUUUAAACUAAGGGAUAGGAACGAAAAAAGGAAUCAAAACUAAGCGCACGAGACAUUAUUUAAGAUGUAAACUUUCUUUUAAAAAACCUUCCUCAUCUCAGCUCAAACCACCAGCACCACCAGUUGAAACGCUGUUGUCAUGCAUAAAACAAAUGGCACAUGCGCUCGUAAUCACACCCGACCAUCGGAUGUUUUACCCGGAAUGUGAACAAUAUCUUGACGUAGGGUGGAAAAAAAAGGUCACAUGUGGGCCAGCCAGCUUUUCGUCUCCCACGGCUGCUGAACUCCGAACUUCGGCUGGAACGCCACCCAUGGCUUAUCGGUUGGUUUCAAUCACUGCCCACGAACUUAUUCGCGACGUUACGCUUUUCCGUUCCGGGCUGCUGUGCUGUGAUCGCUCGCAAGGGAAGCUUUCGGGGGGAUAAAUGCUAAUAGAAAUGUACCGAAUUGGUCGGCCACUGCAAACGAUGAGCGAGCGCAUGAUUUGCAUAUUCGUUCGUUCCAAUCGUUCCCGCGUCAUCAAAUUCUUCGUGAGGUCAGUUGGUUGGGGGACUUGGACGCGACACGUUAGCACGAAUUGGCGAAUAAGGUUGAACGCUCUCUUUUUUUCCUGCAAAACAUUAUCUAGUGAAAGCGGCAAAUUGUUACUUUUAAGGGGCACGUGGCUAGAGUGAUCCUGCUGCAAGCUUCCGUCGCCCAUUCCAAUUAAUGCAGGAAAUAAUAAUGCACCACCGGUAGGAGGUACGGAUCGCGGUCGAUUAACGCGGCUAUGUUUAAUGCAAAACCGUACCAGUGUUUGCACUCGGGAUGAUACAAGAUAAUGGGGUUGCAAAUUUGCAUACGCGUUCUUGUUUUUGAUGUUUUGCCCUGUUUUGUAAGAGCUGCUUUUUUUCUGUACAACAGGGAUUACAUACAGUGGUAGUCGUUGCAAUAAGACUAUCUUCAUUUUGUUGCUUGUAAAGUGAGGGCAACGAUGAGGAUUUUGGAUGAUAAUAGUUUUUUUUAAUCCGGAAAAAGUUAGUUCAAGCUUUAGGUUAAUCCAGAAUAUCUCUUACUCUAUAUUAUUACUCUUUUUUAUAUUACUCUUUUUUGUAACUUUUCAGCAAAAUAUUGCAAAAACAAGUGCAGGACGGUUACGAUGAGUAUUUGCUUGCAUGUCCUUUGUUUUGAUGGAAUGAUCGUAUUCUUCGGGAUAUGAAAUCAAUGAAUGUUAGACUUGUUUGAUAACGUUAUUGCAUACUGGUUCUCUGUAUUUGAAGGCACUGUUCCUCUUUCGAUCUUGACUCUUGGGUACUCAAUUUUUUAUUUGAAUUUUCUAGGAGAUUCCCAGUUAGUUUGAGGUUUAAAAAUUGUGCUGGCCAACCGAUAACAACUGAUAGUAGAUCACACCCCAUUUCUCUACUGAUCUCGUUGUUCGGUGUAACAUUUUUGCCCUGAAUGUUAAUUACCAUUCCAGUGACAUAUCUCAUUUUCCAUACGAAAUCAUUACAUUCUACAUAUUUGUGUGGGCUUACAAUAUCUUGUAUCCAAAAACCCGGACCUGCGCUAUGACAGACUGUUAAUUCAUUUCUGAAAAGAAGAUUAAAUAUUUUCUCAAUGAAAACAUAAUUCUAAUGAUAGUAAAUAUAUUGCCGACGAGUUUCUAAAUAUUUUUAUAAAAUCGCCUCCGUGUAUGCAAGGCUUGACUUCCUUGCUUUAUGGAUAAAAUCAAGUAACAGAAAGCCAGAAAUGGGAGGCCGAAACCUUUUGAGGUUUCCAGGGAAGUGCCAGGGAGGAAGAAAUUAAAUAUAAUUGAUCGUAUAAUUUUUUCCGACACUGUAAAUAGCUACUGGAACAGAAACUCUAUAAUUGAUAACUUUCGGGAAGCUUUUUCAGAGCAUUCAUUCGUUCUAUUGAGUUUCCCGGACGCCAUCGCGAGUCGUUUAUUUUGUAUUUAUUUAACGCUUGUGUUUUUUUUUUGUGUUGCUCUUCCAAGCUCUUAUACACACACAUAAGUAUUUUGUAAAAAUAACCCCGGUCUCAAUUAACCGGGUCAGCGAGUGUUUUUUUAUCGAUGAAUAAUCAUUUAAUGAUGCUGAAUGAAUGAAAAAUUCAGCACUCGUGAUAAACAUGGCAUAUAACGAGCCACGAAAUGAUUGGGCGGCUUCCCUGGUUUCCCUGGCCGUUGGCGCUAUUAUUAAUUGGCAUGUUGCAGGAAUGAAAUCGAAAACAAAGCGAUAAAAUAAUCGCAAAUAAAAUCGCGUUCUCUGAUUGGAAAGCGAAAACAAAAAAUUGGCAAUCCUACCGCGCUGGCCCGCUAGAUUUAAGAAUAACCGGUGCACACGCAUUUAUGAAAAGGACGUGUGAAAUCGAUUCGAAAUCGAUUACUGUGCAUCCAGCGCAAUAAAUGUGUUUCGAGGGGCAACCAGCAGGGCAUAAAAAAACAGCAAAGGUCGAACUGAAAAUAUCAAAAAUCCGCCAUAAGAAGUACCAGCAUUGAAUUAUCGUUCAUUAUAAUCGUGCGCAUGAAACAGCACGUUCCCGGGUGCAUAUCAUCACGCGUUCGGGAGGUCAUGCUCUUUGGGAAGAUUUCCCGUUUUUCCUGUGGACUUGUCACUAUGGUAACCGACUGACUGUCCACUUUGGCACAGGGCAAAACAUUAACCGGAAAACUGUCUGUCCAAUUAAUGGCGCUGCCCAUCGGCCAACAGCAACAACAGCGUAUUAAAUGGUGAUGUGAGGUGGUGAUGUUCAAUUAUUUGUGGUUCAUUAUUGCAGUUGAUCUUGCAUUUAUUGUUUUGCAGUAGGAGAAGCGAAAGGUUAAACCAUACUUAUCAGUAGUCUGUGCAGUACGAUGUGGGCAUCGAUUAUGGAUUUUCCUGCCCAGGACUUUGCAGAGGAAAAAAGGUAUUAUUUAUAGAGAACAACAAUUGAGGAGAGGGAUUUAUUUAUUUUGCAUCCAAUUAUCUCUUAAUUGAGCUAAAAACGCAAGUUAUUUUUUGAUAUUAUUUUAACUGAUAAAGUACGCGCUUUUGUACAUAUAAAAAGGACGAAGUUAAGGUUUGUAGUUCGAACUCUUGGAAAGCCCAUAAUUAACGUCGCGUUAAAAAAGAAGGAUCUAACUAACGAAUGACGAAUCGUAAUACUCACUAAGCUUACGGAUAAUAUUACAGCGGCGUUUAUUAAAUUUGAACCAAUAUUUUUAAAACCAAGAUCAAGAUUCGGCUAAAACAAACCCACUCACAUGCACAAAAAAAAAUUAAACCAUACUCACAGCAAUGUACAGAACCGGCGUACCGAAAGUGGCACAUGAUAGUGAACUGUCAUUCGUGUUGUACAAAGUGUAAAUUGUAAUUUUAUGAUAAAGAAACUAAGUUAUUUUAUCGCAAAUCUCGAAGUAGCUAAUAUGAAGAGUCUCUCGUACGUGUGUAUUCUACUUCGACGAACCGGAAUCUGGCAAGGAAACGAAAGUAAAGCAACACAGAUAACCUUCUGAUAAAACGAAGCAGAUGAAACAUUCAUUUCAAAAUUUACUGGUAGAAAUAAACCACUGCACACGCGUUUAGAAAUUCAAAUCACUAGAUCAAUUGGAAUCGAAAUAAAAGGGGGCACGGAAUCGAUCAUGGCAUGGUGUCUGGUGCAAAACGGCAAGGAGCACACACAAGUAUCGUAGAGCAGUUUGUAGCAAGAACCUUCUAUACCGAAAUGUACUAACCGUGUAUUGCUUCUUCCGAAACGACAAAAUAACAAUGAGCUUCUGAUAAUUGUGUAACCGUGUAAAAUCAAGCAUUACUCAGCAUGAAAUAGUUUUUAGCAGUCCCGUCUACCCGUCAAACAAUUAUCAACACAUGGAAAAAAGUCCAAACAUUCAAAAAGGAACAGCAGUUGGAAGUAGCAGAACCAAUGGCAAGAGAAGAACAACACAUCACAGGAGGAAGAGACAAUGAUAGCAUUAUGAGACGAAACACAAAUCGGUAGAGCUUUUCGAAUUGGAAAAUUAAGAAACAAAUAUGUUGAACGAAACGAAUGUAGACGAAAAAGCAACAGCAUUGACGAAUGCCCACUAUUCCUAGGCGGUGAAAAGUGGUGGUGUAGUGAUGGAAUUUGUAAUCCUUUGGUAAAACACAAUGAUAAGUAAUAAAAACAUAUUAAAAAUCUUAA